AUGCCUCCUCCACCUGCUAAAUGGAAGGGAAAGUGUGAUUCGAAUUUCACUGCAAAGUGUAACAACAAGCUCAUUGGCGCAAGGUCCUACAUAGACGACAAACAUUCGCCAAUAGAUGAUGAUGGACAUGGCACACACACCUCCAGCACAGCUGCAGGAAAUUUUGUGAAAGGUGCCAAUGUGUAUGGGAACGCUAAAGGCACUGCGGUUGGGAUUGCCCCUCUUGCUCACUUGGCCAUUUAUAAGGUCUGUCAAGAAUUUGGUUGCGCCGAUGCUGACAUUUUAGCUGGCAUGGAUGAAGCUAUUGAUGAUGGAGUAGAUAUCCUGUCCCUUUCCCUGGGUGGACCUAGCAGGUCAUUCUAUGAUGAUCCAAUUGCACUCGGGGCAUACAGUGCCGCAAAAAGAGGUAUUCUUGUAAGUUGCUCUGCCAGUAAUGAUGGUCCAUCCAAUGGAAUCAUAUCAAACGAAGCUCCGUGGAUUCUGACAGUAGGUGCAAGCACUAUUGACAGAGAACUUAAGGCCACCGUUAUGCUCGGAAACCAAAAACUAUUCGUGGGUGAAUCAGCAUUUAGUCCUAAGGUUCCCAUUUUGGAUUUUUUCCCUUUGAUUGAUCCUUCACUGAGUAAACUCAACUUUUAUAGCCCUUAUUGCGAACCAGGUACUCUGAAUGAUCCUAAAAUUAAAGGCAAAAUUGUUGUGUGCAAGCUUGGGAAUGCUGGCAAUGUUGAAAAAGGACAAGCUGUAAAGGAUGCCGGAGGAGUUGGUAUGAUUCUUGUUAGUAUCCCUGAGCUUGGUUUCACCAAGUUAGCCGAUCCUCACGUCCUUCCAGCUCUGUUUAUUACAUUCAAUGACGGAACGGAGAUCCUUCAAUACAUGAACUCAACAUCAGAACCAACUGCAAGAAUUUUGUUCCAUGGAACAAUAAUCGGAGAUAAAGAAGCUCCGGUGGUUGCUGCAUAUUCUUCUCGCGGACCUAGCAAAGCUACUCCUGGUAUCUUGAAGCCUGAUAUAAUUGGUCCCG
Solanum tuberosum (potato) is the source of this 1021-nucleotide messenger RNA. RefSeq names its product subtilisin-like protease SBT1.7. The transcript has a single exon. Gene Ontology annotation, molecular function: serine-type endopeptidase activity. The annotation marks the transcript as partial. The record is from RefSeq and is a predicted model, not a curated record. NCBI's taxonomy places the organism in Eukaryota, Viridiplantae, Streptophyta, Magnoliopsida, Solanales, Solanaceae. Gene Ontology annotation, biological process: proteolysis.